Pipistrellus nathusii (Nathusius's pipistrelle) is the source of this 294-nucleotide messenger RNA. NCBI's taxonomy places the organism in Eukaryota, Metazoa, Chordata, Mammalia, Chiroptera, Vespertilionidae. The record is from the annotation of a GenBank genome assembly.
AUGUCUUCAGCACCUGAGCCUUCAGCCGUAAAAAAGGAGCCGCCCAAAGAGAAAGACUUCCGAAACCCCGGGCUCCGAGGGGUCCGGACAACAACUUUAUUUCGAGCUGUGAACCCGGAGCUCUUCAUUAAACCGAACAAACCGGUAAUGGCUUUCGGAUUGAUAACGCUUUCGCUAUGCGUGGCUUAUAUCGGUUAUCUACAUGCAACACAAGAGAAUAAAAAGGACCUCUAUGAAGCUAUUGACAGUGAGGGACACAGCUAUAUGAGGAGGAAAACAUCUAAAUGGGAUUAA